Molecule: messenger RNA, 1770 nt
Organism: Rhodotorula toruloides NP11
Lineage: Eukaryota; Fungi; Basidiomycota; Microbotryomycetes; Sporidiobolales; Sporidiobolaceae
Product: RNA-binding protein Rnp24
Exons: 3
Coding region: 1-1770 (589 amino acids)
Molecular function (GO): RNA binding
Source: RefSeq, a predicted model, not a curated record
AUGGCUGCUGACCCUGCGCUCAAAGUCGACACCGCGCCUCCUGCUGCUGAUCACGCGAACGAGGCGGCUCCCGCGGUGAAGAAAUCAAAGGGGAAGGGGAAGGCCAAGGACGGGUUGAAGAAGCGCAAGGCCAGCGACGCCGACGACGCUGCUCCUCCUGCCGCUUCGAGUGCCGCUCAGGACGCUACUUCCGAGGCGAAUGGCGCGGCGCACGAAGCAAAGGAAGCGGAGGACGGCGAGGCUGCAGGCGACGACGACGACGAGCGACCGCUCUCCCGCAAGGAGCGGCGGCAAGCGAAGAAGCGCAAACUUACAGCCGACGCAGCAGGCGACGACGAGCUUCCUCCCCCCUCAAAACCCGCCAAAUCGUCGACCUCGACUUCCGCCUCCCAACCCGCUUCUGCGACGACUUCAAUCGGCUCGACCCUCGUCGGCAACACGCCGUCUCGUUCGGCGCAUGGUGUGUGGGUGGGCAAUCUCAACUUUGCGACGCACCCGAGGGAACUGUUGCAGUGGUUCAAGGAGCGCGGGUUGGAGGAGGUUACGAGGAUCAACAUGCCCGGCGGGAAGCGCCAGCACGAGAACAACCGUGGGUUCGCCUACCUCGACUUCCCCUCCGCAACGGACGUGACCAUCGCUGUGGGCCUCUCCGAGCAACACCUCGACGGUCGGAAACUCCUCAUCAAGUCCUCGACAGACUACACCGGCCGACCCGCGCCCUCCGCAUCCACUUCCACCGCCGCUCCCGGCGCUGGCGCAGGGACAGUCAAAGAAGUCCUCUCUACGCUCGACUCUUCCGCUCUCGAGCGUCCGCACCCCUCUGCCCCAACAGCAGCAACGACAGGCGAAGCCCCCGCGAAGCUGAACCGCACCGCACGCAAGAUCCUUUCGCGUCAGAAGAACCCCGCCGGUCCGACUUUGUUCUUGGGAAACUUGGGGUUCGAGACGACUGUUGAGGAUAUCAGGGAUAUGUUUGAUCGGAAUCAGAGGAGGGGGAGGGAGUGGGCUAAGGGAGGGGUGGAGGAGGAUGAGGAGGAGGGAGGGGAGAGGGAGGGCGAAGGUGAGGAAGGGGAGAAGAAGGAUGAGGAGGAGGCGAGCGAGGGUGGAGAGGGCGAGGACAGGCCGAAGAGCGACAAGAAGCGCGAGCAGAAGAAGAAGCGCGAGAAGGGUGCGCCGCUCGACCUUGCCAAGGCCAAGGACGCAGGGAUCCGCAAAGUCCGGCUCGGGACGUUCGAGGACUCGGGCAAGUGCAAGGGCUGGGCCUUCGUCGAUUUCCACCUCCCCGCCCAAGCGACCCGCGCCCUCCUCAACCUCCACAACCACCAACUCAACGGUCGCAAACUCAAUGUCGAGUACGCCUCGGCCGAAGCGGUUCGGCGAGGUGCGGUCGGGACGAAGAGCGGCGGCGGCGGCGGAGGAGGAGGGAGGGGCAAUGCGGGCCCGAGGCGGAGAGGGCCGCGCGAGGAGGGCGAGGAAGGAGAAGCGGAGGACGAAGAGCGAGGUGCGGGUGGGAAGAAGAGGCGCGAGAGGGAGUGGGACGACAGGGAUGUCAAGGCGCUUGCGGGGCAGGCUGGCGGCGAGUCGGGCUACGGUGGGCCACCUCCGCGCGCGCAGCGUGGACCCCGACCGCAGCGGGACGAUGCGAGGAAGGGCGGACGGGAAGACGGAGGAGGUGCGAAGAGGCCCAAGCCGGGCGCGGCGCUGGCCAUGGCCCAGCGUGCGAGCGAGGGGAUCGUCCAGAGUACGGGCAAGAAGAUCACCUUCGACUAA